Molecule: messenger RNA, 291 nt
Organism: Racocetra fulgida
Lineage: Eukaryota; Fungi; Glomeromycota; Glomeromycetes; Diversisporales; Gigasporaceae
Source: the annotation of a GenBank genome assembly
AUGGCUCUUCUGAAUUAUGUUUGGUAGGCAAACAUCAAUCUCCCAUUGACAUUAUCCCAACCGAUUAUUCUAAAUCACAAAUCCCUCCUCCGUCUGAUGUUCGAGUUAAAGAUGUUGAGGAGGCAGAAUUAGCUCAUAUUGUGACCACGCUUGAGGUAGCUCCUUGCAAGGAAGAAGAGGGCAAAGAAGGAGAAGGAGAAGCGUUUUUCCCUGCUGAAUUUAAAAUUGGAGAUGAAACUUUUAAACUACUCCAAUUCCAUUUUCACACACCCUCAGAACAUCGUUUUGAUG